Oryzias latipes (Japanese medaka) is the source of this 4230-nucleotide messenger RNA. Its product is annotated as C-Jun-amino-terminal kinase-interacting protein 3. The record is from RefSeq and is a predicted model, not a curated record. NCBI's taxonomy places the organism in Eukaryota, Metazoa, Chordata, Actinopteri, Beloniformes, Adrianichthyidae. Gene Ontology annotation, molecular function: kinesin binding; MAP kinase scaffold activity; JUN kinase binding. Gene Ontology annotation, biological process: vesicle-mediated transport. Gene Ontology annotation, cellular component: cytoplasm.
UGGAAACAAGUCUUCGAACGUCAAAAAUGAUCAACUCCCUUCUUUAAAGUCGUAUUUUACAUUGAAAUGGCAAUGCAAAGAAAAGACGCCCCACUUGUUGAUAAGGCUGGGUUAUAAAUGUUACUCACGACGAUUCAGCACUGAAGGAUGGACUCUAAAACUCUUCCUACCAUCUAAACAGAACUGAAGAAAACUGGUGGCCUGUAGUUGAAGUCCAUGUUUCUCCUCCUGAAAAAGAACGUCAGCCUGUUUAGGAUGGGGGGUUCUGGUGUUGACAGGAAUGUAAAAUAUCUUGCUAAGUAUAGUUUAAUAACCGUCUCAUAGUGAGUUGGUUUUGAAUUUGAACCAUCUGGUAAAUUCAGAAGGUCUCAACAAUCAUCUGAUGGAGAACAGUGAGACAAUCCUGUCUGGGUCCGGGUCUGGAUCAGGGUCAGGGGAGGUGGACCUGGACCCUGACAUUGUGAGUGAGGAGGCUGGAAAACUGUACUCGGAACUACAAACAGUUAUUGAGACUCAUGGGGAGGGCGUGGUGGAGCCCCUGGUGCCCAUAUUUGUUUGGGUCCUGGAGGGACUGGCCACCUCCAAAGCCCAGCUGAGGGAAAAGGAAGAGGAGGCCGAGAGGGAGAAAGCUGAACGAGAGGAGCUUUUUGAGCGAUACCAAGCAGAAAAAAUACUGAGGAAAGAAAGCCAAGAGAGAUAUCUGGAGCUAGACGACCAAGUUGAGCAGGAGAGGCGAGCUAUGAGGGGCAGGGAAAAGGAGCGUGAACAACGAGAGAGGGAUCUAGAGAAGAAAGCUAGACAACAAGCUGACCAGUUGGUGGCCUUGGAGGAGCAGAAGGCACAUCUAAGUAAAGAGCUGAGUACCCUAAGAAAUACUCACAACAAGUUGAAGCAGGCAUACCGGGAACUCACGGAAAAGAGGAAGGACUCUGAAAGGGAUUUCCCUUUAAGGAAUCAUGUGCGUCAGAAGAAUGCUGACUUUUCUUCUCACCAAGUGUUGUCGGAAUGCAUUGUUAAUGAAAAGAUUAUCCGAAGAGCCCAUUCAAACUCGGGUCCUCCACAUCUGGAAGAUCUGGUCGCUGCAGAAGAAAAAGUGACUGACGUCGCUUCAAAGAAUUCUCUCGAUCAGUUAGUUUCAGACAUUAUAAGCUCCACCCCGGAAUUGACGCAGUUCCACGACUUUGUUAAAUCCAGCACCCCAGUCCAACCUAAUGCUGAAGAGCCACUGCAGAAUGAGUUGGAGAGCAGUUUCAAGGUUAAGAUACGGGAAGAGGAGGAGCUCAAAGCAGAAGAAGGGACAGGAGAAAAGGAGCAGGAGAAGGACCAAGAGGAGGAGGAGGAAGAGGAGGCUGGUGAAGAUGACAGCAUGGAGUGGGAUCUCCGUAACACCGACUCUGUGUUCUCUGAAUUGUCAGAGCUGAGUCAGGAUUAUGUGCAGAGUGUAGACCAUGGGGCUAAUGUUCGAGGUGAUGCAGACCAGUUUGAUAUGAUUCUAGCACAGUGUGAGGAACUGAAAGUCUGCCAUGAAAUGGCUGAAACGGCCCGUAAGGCCCUCUUAUCUCGGGUUGUGGAGCUGACUGACGACCGCUCGGCUCUUAUAAUGGAGGUGGCCACUCUUCAGGAAACCGUCUCAAGGUUGGAGGGGCGGAUGAAGGAGAAGGAGGAGGAGCUUAAGAGACUGCGGAGAGAGCUGGAAGAAUACCAAUCUGAUGAUCCUGACGCUUGUCUGCCCAGCUCCAUGCGCCACUUCUCUCGUUCAGAAAUGGCCCGUGUGGUCAUGGAGAAGAACCAGUACAAGCAGCGUCUGUUUGAGUUACAGGAGGCUGUCAGACACAGUCAGACUCUUAGGGCUACAAAGGAGAGGUUUACAGAGGACAAAAGGUCCAGUGUUUGGAAAAAAUUCAACCGCUUGUUUAGCCUGUCAAAGGUACCAUUAGGAUCACCUACUACUUCUCCGUUGGUCCAGCCACCGUCUCCGUCCCUCAAACACUCUCUUAUGGUAUCUCCACAAAAAACACCUGUCAGUCGAACUCAGGCUGACAGCAUUUUCUCUAGACCUGCUUCUCCUGCUGUUGUUUCACCACGUGUCAGGAGGAGGGAACUCUACCGAGAAAUCCGCUCGUACAUUUGGGGGAAUCUGGGAAAGCGGCACAUUCAUGGCUGGAGCACACCUCUGGCACACACACAGGAGUCCAAUGAGCCUGUACCAGAGCCCAAAGAUGUGCCGGUUCUAGUUCAGCUCAGACUGCUGGAUCAAAGGGACUCCACUGCCAAGUUGCACUGUGCCGUUGCAGUCCCACCAGAGAUUUCAGGAGAGGCAACAUGUUCUGUGUGGGUAGUUUCUGGCCCCGCCUCCUGCAGUGAUAUUACAGUGAUUGAUCCAGCUCGGUCCAACACCGUACUGGAUCAGUUCAGCCUGCCCCCCACUGCCCCCGUCCUCUGCAUCUGUGCUGUGCCUCCCAUAGGUAAAUCUGCGGGCUCUGUCUGGAUUGGAACUCAGGAAGGAAGUAUUCUGAUACACGCCGCCGCCGCUGACCGGAGGUUCUGUCUGCAGUCAGCCUGUCUCUCAGAGGGCGUUCAUUCCCUCACGUAUUUCAGCAGUCAGGUCAUAGCCGGUUUAGCUGACGGGACUUUGGCUUUUUUCUCUCACACUUCAGAGGGCUGGAAUCUGUUGUCACACUCUGUGGUGCCUCUUGGAGUCAAUCCGCUGCAGCCCAUUCGCUGCUGCCUUGCCAAAGCUGGCCGUCUGUGGGUGGGAUACUGGAACAAAGUUCACGUAGUCAGCACUGACACCAAGAAAGUGGAGCAAGUUUUCUCAGUGUCGGAGCGCAGUGAACAGCAGGUGCGCUUCCUGUGUGCAGCAGGAAGUGGUGUUUGGAUAUCCUGCCGACUUGACCCCAUCCUCAGGUUGUUCGAUUGGUCCACUGGACGACCUCUACAAGAAGUUGAUUUUGCUGCUUUGGUUACCAAAGCAUUAGGCCAGCCUUUCCUGACACUCUCCCCUCUCCAGAUAUCUUCUCUCUGCGUCAUCUCCAGUCGUCUGUGGGUGGGCACAGGAGGUGGCGCCAUUUUCUCUGUUCCCUUGUCGAUAACCUCAGAAGCUGUCUCCAUCCCAUACUGCUCCACUGCUUCAGCCCAGCUGUCACAUCACGGUCACAGACAGUCGGUUAGAUUCAUCAUUUCUGCCCCUGGUUGUUUGAUUACCUUACCUGGCAGCUGCCAAAUCACUAACGCUCAGCUCAUUCUCAGUGGAGGGGAAGGCUACAUCAAUUUCCGAAUUGGAGAUGAUGGAAGUGAGGAGCAGACCGAGACGUCCCAGAACAAACCUCCGCGCUCUGAGCGCAGUCACAUGAUCAUCUGGCAGAAUCCCACUCCUCCUGUUCCCAGUCCUGCACUCUAACAGUUUUCAUCUCCUAAUUUUGCGUUUGUGGAAUUACUCAAAGGAAAAUGUCACCAGACAAGGAACUUGUGCCGUCGUGGAAUUUAGGACCCCAGCACUUCAGUACAAGCAUUUAUGUAAAACAAUGUUUGCAGUUUGUACCUGUUUACCUCAUUUCUUUUAUUCCUUCUUUGUUUUGACUGGUCUUUUUUCUGGUGAAUGUUUUACAGCAAAGUCAAUCUGAGACUUAAGUGUUUUAUAUUUUGUCAGUAAUUGGCCGUCGGGAGCAUAUUGCACUAUUGAAGAAUCAAAUUUAAGUCAAAACUAUCUAGUGGAAGGACUCAGAGAACCAUCUUGAAUCUAUUGAUGAAAUAGCAGGACUGGAGGUGACUCUUCCAAUAGCCGCUGUGGACGUUCUUACUUAUGAACUGGAACGAUUUUAGAUCCUUCAACAUAAAUGCAGUCAGGCACUUUAUUGUCUACCAACUCAAGCUGGUGAGAACUUAUGUGUGUUCUAUGGAAUCUCUACGAUAACCCUUUAAAUAGCUCUAUAAGUACCUAGAUCUUUAACAUUUGGGGAAAAAUGACAUCCAACAUAUUAUUUCUCAACCUGACAAAGGCAUUUUUCCAUCUGUUGUUUAUCUGUUGUCUUCUGUUUUCAUGAAUUGUUUGAGGGAAUUAUUGUUUAAAUUUAAGGUGUGAUGUUUAUAUCUAUGAAAUUAAGGGACAGGCAUUCAUUCUAUCGAGCACCCUGGACAGUAUUUAAUGCAAACGUAUGUUAAAUCAGAUACGUUUGUCUUUUCAUUCUUAUCAAGAACUACGGGUUUUGAAUAAAUCUUCAGCAAAUGUGA